UGAAUAAUGGCUCAAAGACUUCUUUUCGACAUGAGUGCGUAAGUGAAAGUUUGAUUCUUUGCCGUUGAAAAUUGACGCUGCUUGAGCGCCUGAGUAUGUCAUAGUGACCACGUCAGUACUGGUCAUUACUCUGUUCCCUUUAGCCCUUUACUUGUCGCGAAUUUCUGGAAGGACAAAAUGAGCGGCUUGGAAGCUGCUGCCUCGCUUUUUGGAUCAGAAGAUGCCGGCUCUGACCCAUUUGCAUCUCUUGGUUCGGACGAUCAACCCCCAAUUGCGGCCCAUGGAGCAAAUGAUGACCUGUUUUCUGUAAACGACGUUUCUGCAGCACCGGACUUCUCGGUAUCCUCUCAGGCUUAUUCUGGACCAGCUGUCUCGCAGGAUCCUGUUUUUCAGCCCGCAGAACAGCACAGUUCAUGGCCAGAAACAAAUGGUUAUGACCCAAAUUUGCAGAGUGUUCCCCCGACUUCAGAGCAGAGUUAUGGAGGUUACGGAGCUCAGUCCAGCUAUGAUGAACAGUGGCAAAGUCAUUCGCAACCAGCGUCGUAUGCCCCAGCUUUUACCAAUGGCAACACUCAAGCUGCUCAGACGUACAAUGCAUAUACUCCCUCUCAGCACUACAACGCGUCUCAGUCUUAUACAGCCAGCACACUUUCACAGUCGACUUAUGACUCCUACGCACCGCCUGCUCCGUCUACAGCAGCAAAUGUGUCACAGGCAUAUGCUCCAACUUCUGUCCCGGCUUCGCAAUCAGUAUAUGAACCUUACGCUCCACCUGCGCAACAAAAGGCUACCGCUGCACAUUCGUACAACCCAGUACCUGCGGCUUCCCCCCAGACAACCUACAAUACGUAUGCUCCACCUCCUCAAUCCACUUAUGGUGUCCCUUCCUACACGUCUUCCCAGAAUGUAUACGGUUAUCAGAAUGCUGCAAUUACCGCUGCAGUCCCCCCUCCUCCGGCGCCUAAAGUUCCUCUGAAUCGGCCAAAAGUAUCGAAUGCCUACGAUCCGCCUUUUCCAACUACAACAUCAAGGAAAUCGUCUCGGAACUCCGCUGCCCCCACUAAUCAUUACUCGUCUUUUUCACCACCUCCACCUCAACUUCCUGUCCAGCGUUCUGUACCGCCGCCCCCGCCUCGCGCCGCACAGACCCCUGUUCAGUCUUUCCAUAGUGGUGACCGGCCUGUCUCAAAUUCAAACACUUACAGCUUACCCUCUCCCGUGUCUAAUGGCUCCCAGUCGAAGAUUGAUGGACUACCUCAUACCAACGGGUUCGAUGCGACAUACUCUACCUAUGCCCUAUCUCCAACCAACUCUACCCUGGAUGCACAACACUCUACGCCCUUGAACCAGGCUAAUGAUGACUUUUAUGCUUUACCGCAUGAAAAAACUGAACCGGAGAUCAAUGAGACUGCGGUUGAAGAUCCAUAUAUUGGUCUUUCGAGUGGUGUCCAGGACUAUCAACGUCCUAAUAAUAUCCCUGUCGCGCUUAACAGCAGUAUGAACACGGCAUCCCCUCCUACUUCGUACCGCAAUAGCUCCCCCGAAACUUCCACGUUGCCUCCGCGAUCGGAAAGUCCUUUCAAAAUACAUUCUCCUCCUGCAGGAGGUCCUCCCAAAAGAGCUUCAUCUGCUGCUUCCUUCAGACCUCCUCCUCCUCGUACCCAAAGUCCUUUAUCCGGCGGGUCUGAACUGUCAAGACCGAGGUCUUCCAACUCAGGCAUACGUACUUCACACAUAGGCUUGAAACCUCAUAGUGGCGUUUCUCUCGAUUUGUAUAGCCCUAAGAUUGGUCAAAUUCCAGAGGAGUCUAAUUUGUCCAAUGGUGUGGCGACGUCACUUGAUUUUUAUGCGCCCAGUUAUCGAGCUUCAUUGCCUUCGUCCCCAGAAAUUUUACCUUUUGGUUCACCGAAUCCUUCCAAUCCCUAUACUCCCACAGCCAAUCAGGCCUCUUCAAUAUCUUCACCACCUCCACCUCGUCCCCCUCCUCAAUCACGUGGGUCUUAUGAUGUUAAUCCAUACCUUCCGAAUUCCAAACCAGUAACCCCUCCACAUAAUCGGUCCAUGUCUAAUGGGUCGAUUUUGUCGACACUUUCUGAAGACCCUUAUGCGCCCUCCAAGUUUCAGUCUGGCGAAUCAUAUACGUCUAGGUAUAAUUAUCUAGACAACGAUCAAGCUUCGCCGAACCCUGGAUCUGCGUCGUCUGGCAUAUCGAGUCUUGGUCCACCUCAAGACAUCAAGGCUCCCACAUACACGCCGUAUGCUCCUUCGCCAUCCCUUUUAGGGACUAACGACCCCCUCGGUCGUGCUGGAGCCCGGGUUCCGGUGUUUAGCUUCGGGUUUGGUGGAAAAUUUGUGACCUGCUUCCACGGUGCUGAUAAAAUGAACACCGGAUUCGACGUUGCUCUAGCCUCUCGAAAUUCGACCGGAGUAGAGAUUCGAGCACUGAACAAGAUCAUCCCAAAUUCUGCCUUGAAUCUGUCUUCCGUCUCCUUCCCUGGGCCUUUGUUUUCAGACCCGGGAUCUCCAACGAUUGGUUUAGUUAGACCCGGAGCUGCUGCGCAAGCAAAGACGAAGAAAGCGCGUGUUGUCAAAUACUUGGAAGAUCGGGUCGAGGAAUUCUCGCAGGGGCUAGGUUAUGUUCCAACUGGAAGUGAAGAUCAGGGUCGAACAGAGAGUAAACUCAUCUUAUUCAAGAUCUUGAAAGUGCUGGUCGAGAACGAUGGAAAAUUGUCUGGAACACCUUCCAUGGACGCCGCUGUUCGUGCAGCUCUAGUGCCCCAAACGGGCGCGGAUCCCAAUGGCGCAGAAAGUUCCAACUUCACAUCCGUAGCUGACUUACAGGGCGCAGACGGUACAUUGAUGGGUCUAUCCAAUACUUCAAGUUCUGGGGAGACCCCUAUCUCUAUCACUACUCUUCGGCCUUCAGCAUUAAAUAAAAUCGAGCGCUUUCUUCUUCACGGAGAACGUCGACAAGCGUAUCAUUACGCUCUUGAUCAAAAACUGUGGUCGCACGCAAUGAUCAUUGCAAGCGGAAUUGACAAGGAGGCGUGGCAAGAGGUUGUCAAUGAAUUCCUCAAAACAGAAUUAGGAACUCAGGCUCCUUCGAUGGGCCCUUCUAAUGGAAGAGAAAGCCUCAGAGUCGUGUAUAGCUUACUCUCUGGACAAGGUGCCAAAGCAGUUCAUCAAUUGGUACCAAAGACUAGUUUGUCAAAUCCCGCUGCUGUACUAUUGGCCCCUAUGACAGUAUCCGCAACUCCGAUGACACCGAAUUUCUCCGUCCCCAUGCCUGCAGCGAACAUUCCUGCAGAAUCAUUAUCGAAGUGGGCUGAGAUUGUAGCGAUGAUGCUUUCAAGCACGGUGAACGCGGAAACUUCCGCUACGAUGACUGCGUUGGGCGAUCAACUCGCAGGUAACGGAUGGACCGAAGCGGCUCAUGUCUGUUACCUUCUGUCCCCUCAAACAUCUACAGUGGCUGGAUCACAGCAUCCUUCUGCUCGUAUCGUACUUCUCGGUGCUCGAAACCCUCAUUUGUCUUCAAACUUCUUGAGUGACCCAGACCCAAUUAUUCUGUCGGAGAUCCACGAAUUCGCGCUUUCGCUUGCACCAGUAUCAAAAGGUCAAGAAGCAUUUGGGGGUUUACCACAUCUUCAGGUUUAUCGCUUCAUCCGAGCUAUUGGUCUUGCUGAACUAGGCGAGGUCUCGAUCUCGAAUAGGUAUUGUGAAGCGAUAACUGCAUCCAUGAACAGACCGUCAGCAUAUUACACAAACGUCAUGUUGGAGCAGUUAAAAGGUCUAUCUGAUAGGAUCGUCGGCGUCACUCAGGCUGACAAAGGAGGUUCGUGGAUGGGUAGCAAGUUAGCUAAACCCAGUCUUGAUGGAAUUGGAGGCUGGCUCGAGGGACGCUUUGCUAAACUGGUCACUGGGGACAUGGAAUCACCCACUGCCACCGAACAUCAACGCGAAAAGACUGAUGAGCGUGGAUUUGUAGGUCCAUUCUCACAAUAUAGUACAAUCUCUUCCACCACUACAUCCACGACGCCAUCGCCUCAAAGCUCGGUUGUUAACCUGAACGCUUAUGCUCCGCCUCCACCCCGCACUGGAUCUGCGUUGUCAACUCGUUCACUAGCUCCUCCCAAUGGAUCAACAGAAAGAGCUUCUUCAGCUAUAGAUCAUUCGCGCCAAAGACUUCAACCUUCGGCUCCAAGGGUGACUUCUGCCAAUGCUUCCACAACCACAUUUUCACAAGCUCAGUCUCGCUCGUUUGGUCAAGCCACUGCUGCUAAGUACCCCACUAGUCCAAACGAUUUGCUGACGCCUCGGCCUGCUCUUGGAACUACAGAGGAAGACGAAGGGCAAGAGGUCACUUGGUGGGGCUCUGGCAAUGCUGCGACGCCCACUACAGCAUCAUUUGUCCAACUCAGUGGUAGCGCUCUCACACCUACCGUCGAUGGAUUCAUUUCUUUCAUGGACAACCACGACCAUUCUAUCGGGUCAACAUAUCAGGCGAAAUCCGAUGGUUCACCGAUCCACAAUGCAGAAGAAGAAGAAGAGGAUCUUGGCUUUGGUAACUCGAAGCCCAAACCAAAAUCUGCAAGUGACGACGCGGACAAGUCUGGAGUUGCAAAAACGGAAGAACACAAGGCUGCGCCAGCUCGUCCAGAUAUAAAUCCUUCGCAAGCGCAAGCAGCGCCAAGCUCUGGAUCCUGGCUUAGUCGGUUAUGGAAGCGUGAAUCUACACCAGGUCCUGUUAAAGCCAGUUUAGGGGAGGAGAGUUCUUUCUAUUACGACAAAGAACUCAAGAAAUGGGUGAACAAAAAAGUCGGAUCGGAAGAUGUUUCCAAACCCGCGACGCCACCUCCACCUCCGUCGAGAGCACAGACAACAUCUCCGGGUGGAGUUCCAAGACCGGCAAGUGGGCCGCCAUUGGCAGGAAUGCGGCCUCCAAGCGCAGGACCUCCGCCGCCGCGUGCGGCUUCGGCGAUGGACAAUCCACCAUCUGCUGGUAAACCUCCCAUGCGAGUUAGGUCCAACUUGGUUCCCUCAGACGAAGGAGGACCUGGUUCUGCGCCAAGUACACCUACUGGGUCUCGUUUAGCCCCUCCUGGCCCUCCACCCGGGCGGCCAAGGUCUCAGGCCUCAAAACGCAACGUUCGAAGUCGAUACGUAGAUGUGUUCCAACAAGAAAGCUCCUCAUAGAGAAAUAAAUAACUCACUUAUGUACUUUUUACUUAUUUGUUUUUUUGGCACAGUCCUUCCAGCAAGUUCCACCAGGCAUAUGAACAAAUGAACAUGUUAACUUUCUCUUGUACGUAUUUUCUACAAGAGUAGUUUGAAAGGGUAUCCUCUGUUUU
Lentinula edodes (shiitake mushroom) is the source of this 5351-nucleotide messenger RNA. Its product is annotated as Sec23-binding domain of Sec16-domain-containing protein. Gene Ontology annotation, biological process: autophagy; Golgi organization; COPII vesicle coat assembly. The record is from RefSeq and is a predicted model, not a curated record. Gene Ontology annotation, cellular component: ER to Golgi transport vesicle membrane; endoplasmic reticulum exit site. The transcript has 8 exons. Lineage: Eukaryota; Fungi; Basidiomycota; Agaricomycetes; Agaricales; Omphalotaceae. The coding region runs from base 178 to 5196 and encodes 1672 amino acids.